This is a messenger RNA of Cryptomeria japonica (Japanese cedar), 1586 nucleotides long. RefSeq lists its product as uncharacterized. The coding region runs from base 494 to 1198 and encodes 234 amino acids. Gene Ontology annotation, cellular component: nucleolus. The record is from RefSeq and is a predicted model, not a curated record. The transcript has 3 exons. Gene Ontology annotation, molecular function: RNA binding. NCBI's taxonomy places the organism in Eukaryota, Viridiplantae, Streptophyta, Pinopsida, Cupressales, Cupressaceae.
AUUAUAGAUAGAGAAACCCUAAAAUCCUGUCAGCUUCUGAAGAGCUACAAUUUAGGGUUUCUGUAUCGGCAUGCAUGUAUUUUUCAGGUCGAUAAAUCCUUUAUUAAUGAUAUUGUCAACGCCUGUGUGUUGAUCCAGAGCUUACGUUGUCAUUUUUUAUCAGCCACUACUUAUAGAACCCUCUUUUGGUUAACCCUUUUUCCUACUCCUGAAAACAAGUUUUAAUUGGCAAACAAUAUUUUCGUUUAAAAAGGCUUAAACAAUCUUGUCUUGAGCUCAAGAAUCUGGUAGCCCUAAAACUCGAUAUUUUAAAUCGACUUUUGUUUAGUGUGAAUAGAUUGAAGCAGCAGCACUUGGGAGAUUGGUUUUGGUUCAUCCCAUUUGGAAAAAAACAAAUCCUGCUGCGGUAGGGAUUUGUGAAUUUUUCCUAAGGGUCCGCCCAUUUUUUUCAUCGGCGACACAAUUUGUGCAGAAUCUUGAGCACAGCAAUAAGAUGGAUAAAGCAUUGUCAAAUGAGCCCGAAGCUAUGGCAAUUGAACAAACAAAUUCCGAGGGUACCUCAGGGAGGGCUAAUAUUCACAAUGGAGCUUCGGACAUCCCUCCCACAAAGCCGCAAUUUGAACCGUUGACUGCUUAUGAAAGAUCUGGUGGGCGCCCCGAAUUUCGGAAAGUGUCUGUUCCACCUCACCGUUUUACACCUCUGAAGAAAAUUUGGAUGGAGAUUUACACUCCUAUUUAUGAGCAGAUGAAGAUUGACAUUCGGAUGAAUAUCAAGGCCCGUAGAGUUGAAUUAAAGACACGCCCAGACACCCCAGAAAUCAGUAACCUGCAGAAAUGUGCUGACUUUGUCCAUGCUUAUAUGCUUGGUUUUGAUGUACCUGAUGCCAUUGCACUUUUGAGGUUGGAUGACCUUUAUGUAGAAUCCUUUGAGAUUAAAGAUGUUAAAACACUCCGUGGAGAGCAUCUUUCUCGAGCAAUCGGCAGGUUAACUGGGAAAGGUGGAAAGACAAAGUUUGCAAUUGAGAAUUCAACGAGGACUAGAAUUGUGAUUGCUGAUUCAAGAAUUCAUAUUUUGGGAUCUUUCUUGAAUAUCAAAGUUGCUAGAGAUGCUUUGUGCAGCCUUAUUUUAGGAUCUCCAGCAGGUAAGGUCUAUUCAAAAUUGAGAACGGUGACGGCAAGAAUGGCAGAGAAGUUUUAGUAGCCCCUGCUAUUGUCUUCUUCCAGUUUCUUUACCUAUUUAACAUAAUUUUUGUUGAAGAGAGCAUGUGCACAUCUUCGGUAUUUGGAUGGUUUCACUGGUUUUAUUUUUUGUUCUAUGUAAUUUUUAUAAGCAAAGCAUACAAUUCAAUUUUAUUUUUUGGAACUAGUUAUGCAAUAGUUCCAGUAGAUUUUGUCUCGUGAAUGGAUUUUCUCGGUGAAGGUGGGAAGGUGUUGCCAAGUCAGCUGAAUCACUUUUAGAGAUUAUAGAUAACUUGGCAUAUCAGAAGAUAAAACAUGCUUUGUAUAGCACAGUACUUAAAGAAAAUUGAUGGUUAUUGGAAAUCAGUAAUAGUAUUUGAUUAAUUAGUAAUAGCCAUAUUAAGAUA